Messenger RNA from Hibiscus syriacus, 1603 nucleotides. RefSeq lists its product as uncharacterized. Gene Ontology annotation, cellular component: mitochondrial outer membrane. The coding region runs from base 254 to 1522 and encodes 422 amino acids. NCBI's taxonomy places the organism in Eukaryota, Viridiplantae, Streptophyta, Magnoliopsida, Malvales, Malvaceae. The transcript has 9 exons. The record is from RefSeq and is a predicted model, not a curated record.
AGAUUAUCGAAGUGCAGUUGUUUCUUCACUCGCACUCACUUCACCAGAUCUUUAUCUCUCUUUUCUCUUAUUACCAACGCUCUUCUCGCACUUUCCUUCGCCUUCUCCUUCACCAACAUCUCUAUUCUUUCCUUUUUCUUCUCCCUGUUUCUGAGAAAGCCCCCUCUACCAUGUCCAUUGGACCACAAUCCUCGCUUUAACUUUGCUUAUAACAUUGAUAACGAAAAGGUUUUUAGAACAGCUGGUGGUCACAAUGUAUGCAAGGAGGAUAAAGGGUAGGAGCCAGAUAUGGAGUCUGGUGUUUCAACAGUGGAAACAUUUAAUUAGGCCACAUUCUCAGGAUAAUGCUUGUUAUCGAUCUUUGAAGUACCCGUAUGCUGUGCGGACUGGUUGUUCAGAUGUUAGUUUGAUUAAAAAAAGUGUUUUAGAUUCAUCUUAUACUCGAGGUAUUGCUCCUGCAUUUGUGUAUGGAAGGUCUGCUCCAUGUUUAAGUAGCCAUCAGUUGCGUUUGUAUAGUUCUAAAGGUGAUGGAAAGAAUGCCAGCGAGGAUAACUAUAGGCCUGUGAAUGAUGGGACUAACUUUGAUAAGGGAAAGGCUCGGCAGGAAAAGUUUGGGAAGGAUGUGAAGCCUUGUGAUAUACAUGCUCAGCUUGGGGAGCAAGAUCAAAAGGAAUGGCUCAAUAAUGAAAAACUUUUUAUAGAGAGCAAGAAGAAGGAAUCGCCAUUUUUGACCAGGCGUGAGAAGUUUAAAAACGAGUUCUCGCGCAGAGUUCUGCCUUGGGAGAAAAUUCAUGUUUCUUGGGAAACAUUUCCUUAUCACAUUCAUGAGAAUACCAAAAAUAUUUUGGUUGAAUGUGUUGCUUCACAUUUGAAACAUAGGGAGCUCACUGCUUCGUAUGGUGCUCGAUUGCCAUCUUCGAGUGGGAGAAUAUUGCUUCAAAGUGUCCCAGGCACUGAACUUUAUCGAGAGAGAGUGGUUAGGGCACUGGCACGGGAGUUACAAGUGCCACUUUUGGUUCUUGAUAGCAGCGUACUUGCUCCAUAUGAUUUUGGUGAUGAUUGCUCAUCUGAGUCUGAAUCAGAUGAAGAUAAUUUGGAAUCUGCGGUAGAUGGCACUUCAGAGUCAGAAAUUGAGGAUGAGAAUGAUGCCAGUAAUGAGGAAGACUGUACAAGCAGCAACGAGACAAACUGCAGUGAUGUGGAUGAAGUGCAGGCAACUGCCGAAGCAGCCCUCAAGAAACUUGUUCCCUACAACCUGGAAGAGUUUGAGAAGAGAGUCUCUGGAGAAUCUGAGAGUUCCUCAGAAUCCUCAAAAUCUGAGGCUGAUGAAUCUGCUGAUAAAUCCAAGCAUUUGCUAAAGAAAGGGGACCGUGUGAAAUAUAUUGGAUGUAAUGUUCAGAGUGAAGCUAGAAAAAGGAUUGUAUUGGGGAAGAUACCAACAUAUGAUGGUCUAACUAAUGUUUAUACGAGUAUUCGAGGCAGGACCUAUGUAGUGGUCAACGUGGGGAGGUAUAUGAGGUGAACGGAGACAGAGUUGCAGUAAUUUUGGAUGUUAGUGCUGAUAACAGAGGGAAAGAAGAGAGGGACGAGAAACCCACCAAGC